Punctularia strigosozonata HHB-11173 SS5 is the source of this 1658-nucleotide messenger RNA. RefSeq lists its product as uncharacterized. The record is from RefSeq and is a predicted model, not a curated record. NCBI's taxonomy places the organism in Eukaryota, Fungi, Basidiomycota, Agaricomycetes, Corticiales, Punctulariaceae. The coding region runs from base 339 to 1658 and encodes 439 amino acids. The transcript has 5 exons.
GUACCUCUGUCCCUCCAUGUGCAGCGACGUCGUCUCGAUUUCUGACACUGAGACGUUUUCGCUUGGAGCGGAAUCGCCGUUCGACUCUGCUUUUGACUUUCCGGAACUUGUAGUGUCGGAUAUGCCAUCUCAAAUAGGUUCAGAGAUAGAUGACAACCUCUUGCCGUCGCCCCCUCCUUUCGAUGCGGGAAGUCAUCCCUUGGGCGCACCACCAUACUCUACGAAGAAUGAGCCUCCCAGUCCCAGACAUUCGCGGUAUUGGAUGGACGAUGAAAUGAUAAAGGUUCAGGUGAUCUUAUUCCUUAUUCGCAUCUCAUACGUGUUAUGUGGAGGACACGAUGUUCAGAGUUCACGGAGCCGUCUUCAAGCACAACUCGAAAUCAGAAGAGUUCCUCUCGCAAUCACGGAGGGGCGACGUUGUCGUAAUGGAGGAAUUCUCAGCUCUGGACUUCGAGCGCUUUCUCGAUGUACUCUUCACUGGGCACUCUGCGAUGACCGCUGACGAGUGGAUGUCGGUCAUGGGUGUCGCAUGCGUCCUGAACUACGGGUCCAUCCGUCAGCUUGCAGUCCACGAGCUCUCUUCGAUCGCUUCUCCUGUUGAUCGAAUCCUGUGCGCGCGCAACUACGGGAUCGCAGAUUGGCUGUCGGACGCAUACUUACCCCUUAACCCUCGCGAAGACCCCUUAACCCUCGCGGAGGGCCGUCGCCUAGGCGUCGAUGAGGUGAUAUGCAUCAAUACUUUGCGUCAUCAACUCAUGAAGGAUCCGUCGCUGUCGUCCUCCGACGUCAAGUCGUUGGUAGUUGGCAGGCUGUCGCAUGCCAGCAAAGACGGCCUCGCAGAUCCUCAGAAUGCCGCUGCGUGCGUUGAACAGGACACCGAUGGAGAUCACGGCACGUAUCUUGGCCCAGAGGAUCCCUCUCCUUCCGAGUCUGAGAAUGCGUACCCCACCGUCGUUCACUUCACAUGCCCUCACGGAAAGGCAGGAUCGUUCCCUCCUCCAUACCGCAGGCCGAUGCUGGACAUACCAGAUGUCAAUGGAGUGUCCAUUGUUAAACGUCCAUCAUUCUCCGAGACUGUUAGCGAUGACGCUUGUCAUCUGAAAUGUCGAACUUUGGGCGAAAGAAGAAGCGUAUGCAUCUCCUGGCACGGUUAUGAUUUGCGGGUCGCGGUUUUCGAUACACUCGGGGUUCUUCUGAAUGGGGUGCGGACAUACGAAACGUCGAUCGUACUCGCGCACGCGGACGUCAUCGUAUUCUGUGAUGACUUGGUGGACGACGAAGGGCGCAUCGUGUUUCAAUUCGGCAAGCCCUAUAUCGCAUGCAGGGAAGACACGACUUUCUCCAGCACAAGCUUGACCUCGACGGGCAGAGGGCCGAAGGGCAAAAAGUGCCGGAGCUCGUCGCUGUCUUCGGCGGUUGAACCCGUCGAGGACAAAGCGCUAAUCAGCUCAUUCGACGAGGCCGCUGCUGCAUCAGCCUUGAAGUUGGCUGCUUGGGAGUGGUGCACUCAGAACUGUUCUGGAACUCGUGUCCUUGACUCAGGAUGCGAGAAAGUGCGAGACUAUGCGUUAGACGAUCUGAAGUCACGGCACGAAACGGCCUCUUUGAGACUCAUCAGGAAUGCCUUGUGUAAUACUGUUCCCUCCUUCCUUCCUUAG